Erinaceus europaeus (western European hedgehog) is the source of this 948-nucleotide messenger RNA. Its product is annotated as olfactory receptor 9S13-like. Gene Ontology annotation, biological process: sensory perception of smell; G protein-coupled receptor signaling pathway. Gene Ontology annotation, cellular component: membrane. The record is from RefSeq and is a predicted model, not a curated record. The transcript has a single exon. NCBI's taxonomy places the organism in Eukaryota, Metazoa, Chordata, Mammalia, Eulipotyphla, Erinaceidae. The coding region runs from base 1 to 948 and encodes 315 amino acids. Gene Ontology annotation, molecular function: G protein-coupled receptor activity; odorant binding; olfactory receptor activity.
AUGAAGAGUGAACUGCAAAGGAAUUACUCAGAGGUGACAGAGUUUAUUCUGCUGGGAUUCAAAACAUCUCCACAAGUACAGAUUAUCUUAUUCUUACUCUUCUUGCUUAUCUAUAUGGUCAUUGUGGUGGGAAAUACCAGCAUGUUAGUUGUCAUUAAAAUAGAUUCCAGACUUCAUACCCCUAUGUAUUUCUUUCUCAGAAAUUUGUCAUAUUUAGAUAUCUGCUACUCCACAGUCAUUGCUCCCAAGACUCUGGCUACUUUCUUGUCCAAGGACAAGAAAAUUUCUUACAAUGGUUGUGCCACACAGUUCUUUUUCUUUGCUCUUUUUGUUGGAACUGAAGGCUUCCUUUUAGCUGUGAUGGCGUAUGAUCGUUUCUCAGCCAUUUGCUCGCCAUUUCUCUAUACUGUACACAUGUCUCAGCAGACUUGUGUGCGCUUGGUGGUUGGAUCUUACAUCUGUGGAUGCAUCAAUUCCAUGAUACAAACAGGCUUUACUUUCAGUUUACAUUUCUGUGGAGAAAACAGACUGGACCAUUUUUUCUGUGAUGUCCCAGCUCUGAUUAAGAUCUCUUGUGUUGACACUUUUGUGAAUGAAAUUGUACUUUUUAUUCUCUCUGCUCUCAUCAUUAUCACCACCACAACUAUCAUUCUGGUAUCUUAUGCUUAUAUCCUCUCCACUGUCCUGAAGAUCCCCUCAAUCCAUGGCAGGAGUAAGACUUUCUCUACUUGUACCUCUCACAUCACUGUGGUAAGUAUAUUCUAUGGAACUGUAUUCUUUAUGUACGCCCAACCUGGGGCUAUCUCUUCACCAGAGAAAAGUAAGAUUAUUGCUGUAUUCUAUACUCUUAUCAUUCCUAUGUUAAACCCACUGAUUUAUAGCCUAAGGAAUAGGGAGGUGAAAAAUGCUGUGAAGAAGAUAUUGUUGAGAAAAACAUCUCUUUAUUGA